CAGGAAGGUUAGAUUCAAGCACGAGACAACAAGGGGAUAUCCUUAUCAAUGGCCGCAAGCAAGCACUGGCAUUUGGCACAUCUGCUUAUGUGACUCAAGACGACACGUUAAUGACAACCUUAACCGUACGAGAAGCCAUCCUCUACUCGGCCCUCCUCCAGCUCCCCGACUCCAUGCCGAUGCCCGACAAGAAAAAACGAGCAGAGCAGACAAUCAUGGAGAUGGGUCUACAAGAAGCGGUGGACACUAGGAUUGGGGGUUGGAAUGUAAAAGGAUUGAGUGGCGGACAAAAGAGACGGGUUAGCAUAUGCAUAGAGAUCCUAACUCGGCCAAAACUGCUAUUUUUGGAUGAGCCAACAAGUGGUUUGGACAGCGCGGCUUCUUACCACGUCAUGAACCGUAUAAUAAAGCUCGCGAGGCAAGACAAAAUGACAGUUGUGGUCUCGAUUCAUCAGCCAAGUGGGGAGGUUUUCGAGCUUUUUCAAAAUUUGUGUCUUUUGUCAUCUGGGAAGACAAUCUACUUUGGUUCUGCUUCAGCAGCAAAUGAGUUUUUUGCUUCAAAUGGCUUCCCCUGUCCAUCCAUGAGGAAUCCAUCGGAUCACUACCUCAGGACUAUCAAUAAAGACUUUGAUGUCGAUAACGAACGAGAACGGAGUGAAAAGAUAAGCGCAACGGAAGCAAUUGAUUUUCUUGCUAAAUCGUACAUGUCAUCACAUGUUUACCAGCAAGUACAUGAAAGAGUUAGGAGAAUAUCCUUAAUGAGUGGGGAGCCAUUGGAGACGAAAGAAAGCCAUGCAAAAUUUGUCACACAAUGCCUUGUUCUGACUUGGAGAUCUUUUAUAAAUAUGUAUCGCGACUUGGGCUAUUAUUGGCUUCGACUGGCCAUAUAUAUUGCCUUAUGUUUGUGCGUGGGAACAAUAUUUUAUGACAUCGGCUAUAGUUAUGGAUCCAUCCAGGCUAGAGGGUCCAUGCUAAUGUUUGUUGCUGCAUUCUUGACCUUUAUGGCAAUUGGUGGCUUUCCUUCUUUUGUAGAAGACAUGAAGAUUUUCACACGCGAAAGGUUGAAUGGUCACUAUGGUGUGGCGGCAUUUGUGAUUGGAAACACAUUGUCUUCCAUCCCAUACUUGUUACUGAUAUCCAUCAUUCCGGGUGCAAUAGCUUAUUACCUAGUCGGCCUCCAAAAGGGCAUCGACCACUUUGUCUACUUUGCCUUGCUCCUAUUUUCUUGCAUGAUGCUGGUCGAGAGCCUAAUGAUGAUCGUGGCUAGUAUAGUGCCCGACUUUCUCAUGGGAAUUAUCACGGGUGCUGGAAUCCAGGGAGUUAUGAUGUUGUGCGGAGGAUUUUUCCGCCUCCCUGAAGAUCUUCCGAAACCCUUCUGGAGGUACCCUAUGUACUACAUUGCGUUCCACAAGUAUGCGAAUCAAGGGUUUUACAAGAACGAGUUUGAGGGGUUAGUCUUUGUGGAUGGAGUAGGAGGGACACGUAGUGGUGAUGAGAUAUUGAGGAGUGUUUGGCAAGUAGAGAUGGGAUACUCUAAGUGGAUUGAUGUUUGUAUUAUGUUUGGCAUGGUGGUUUUGUAUAGGCUCAUGUUUUUUGGGAUCAUAAAGAGUGUGGAGAAAUUUAAGCCUAUUAUUAGAGGCUUUCUCUCUAGUUCAAGUAAGCAAUUCAACUAGAGUGGAUAGAACUAAGAGAUUACACUAUAAAUAGAUGCUUGAUAAAAUAAGUUAGAACUUGGAUUAUUAUAGUGAAAGUGGUGACAAGUAAUGCUAGUCUCUCUAUGUUUAGGAUAUUGGUUGAUGAAUAUUUUUUAUUGAGCUUGUCAAUAUACCAAAUGG
This is a messenger RNA of Striga asiatica, 1835 nucleotides long. Lineage: Eukaryota; Viridiplantae; Streptophyta; Magnoliopsida; Lamiales; Orobanchaceae. The record is from the annotation of a GenBank genome assembly.